Gracilinanus agilis (Agile Gracile Mouse Opossum) is the source of this 428-nucleotide messenger RNA. RefSeq names its product C-C motif chemokine 4-like. Gene Ontology annotation, cellular component: extracellular region. Lineage: Eukaryota; Metazoa; Chordata; Mammalia; Didelphimorphia; Didelphidae. The transcript has 3 exons. The record is from RefSeq and is a predicted model, not a curated record. Bases 55 to 402 code for a protein of 115 amino acids. Gene Ontology annotation, molecular function: CCR chemokine receptor binding; chemokine activity. Gene Ontology annotation, biological process: cellular response to tumor necrosis factor; cellular response to interleukin-1; inflammatory response.
UGAGAAUCAAAGCAGUCAGAACAGGCAUCCUGAGAGCUCUGGGUCUCCUUCUGAAUGAUUGUCUUCCCAUCUCCAAGGACCAUGGUCUCCUUGACUGUUCUCACCAGCUUUUUCAUUUCCAUAUCUAGCAUCUGUUUUGGACAUCCAAUUGAUGGACAUAAUUUCCCCACUGUCUGCUGCUUUGGCUAUAUUUCUAAAAAGAUUCCCAAGAAGCUUCUGGUUCAAUAUGAGUAUACCAGCCAGAUUUGUUCUAAACCAGCAGUCAUCUUUAUCAGCAAGAGGGGCCAGCGUUUAUGUGCCAACCCUGAAGAAAAUUGGGUCCAGGAUAUGAUGUCUUACCUAAAUCCAAAGCAAGAGUCUGAGGAAUAUGAAUACUUUGAAAUGUAUCCAUGGGAAGAAUAGAAUAAAACUGUACUGGACUUAUUAGG